CGGCUGUAGCGCUGAUUAUCCGGGGAUAUCGUACUACUGCUGUUUCUCCUCAGUCUAUCUUGCUCUCUCUUUUCAGCGGAUUGACACAACAGAGUAGAAAAUAAGAAAAGAUUAACGCACAAAGACAAAAAUGGCAGAGCUUGGAGCGGGGAGCCUGCUAUCGGGGGAUCCUGCUUUUAACUAUCAAGAGCAUGAACUAAACGAACGACUGAAGCGGCUGUACCCGGCCGUGAAUGAGGAAGAGACCCCCUUACCCCGAUCUUGGAGCCCCAAGGAUAAAUACAGCUACAUCGGUCUCUCACAGAACAAUCUGCGGGUGCAUUACAAAGGCCAUGGGAAGAACCAUAAGGAUGCUGCGUCUGUGCGUGCUACCCACCCCAUCCCUGCAGCCUGUGGCAUCUAUUACUUUGAGGUGAAGAUUGUCAGCAAGGGCAGAGAUGGGUACAUGGGAAUCGGCCUGUCUGCCCAGGGGGUCAACAUGAACAGGCUGCCUGGAUGGGACAAGCAUUCAUAUGGUUACCAUGGCGACGAUGGGCACUCCUUCUGCUCCUCAGGGACUGGCCAACCGUAUGGCCCAACCUUCACGACGGGCGACGUCAUUGGCUGCUGCGUCAAUCUCAUCAACAACACUUGUUUCUACACCAAGAACGGCCACAGUUUAGGUGUGGCUUUCACAGACCUUCCGCCAAACCUAUACCCCACAGUAGGCCUGCAGACUCCGGGUGAGAUUGUGGACGCAAACUUUGGCCAGCACCCUUUUGUUUUUGACAUCGAGGACUACAUGAGUGAAUGGAGAGCUAAGAUCCACGGCAUGAUCGCACGCUUCCCCAUCGGAGAGAGACUGGGAGAGUGGCAAGCUGUGCUGCAAAACAUGGUGUCCAGCUACCUGGUGCACCAUGGGUACUGUGCCACCGCCACAGCCUUCGCCCGUGCCACAGAGACAGUCAUUGCGGAGGACCAGACCUCCAUAAAAAACAGACAAAGAAUACAGAAGCUGGUUCUUGCAGGUCGUGUAGGAGAGGCUAUAGAAGCCACACAGCAACUGUAUCCUGGCCUGCUAGAACACAACCCCAAUUUACUCUUCAUGUUAAAGUGUCGGCAGUUUGUGGAGAUGGUGAACGGUACGGACAGCGAGGUACGGUGCUUUAGUGUGCGCUCUCCCAAAUCCCAGGACAGCUACCCCGGCUCCCCCUGCCCAAGCCCCCGACAUGGGGCCAUCAACCCCCAUCUGCACAGCACAGGAGCAGACAGCCCCACAUGCAGUAACGGGGUCACCCCUCCCAGCAAAAGCAAGAGCCACAGCAAAUACCCGGGCGUCAGCUCGGCCUCCUCCUCCUCCUCGUCCUCCCCCUCCUCGGUAAACUACUCCGAGACAAACUCCACUGACUCAACCAAGUCCCAGCCUCACAGUGCCACGAGCAACCAGGAGACCAGCGACAGUGAGAUGGAGAUCGAGGCAGAGCACUACAGCAACGGAGUGACUGAGAAUUCAUCUGCUCGGAUCAUGAACGGCACCUACAAACACCAGGAGAUCCUACAGGCUGAUGAAAACAGCCUGGGCAAUGGUGUGGCAGAUGAUAACUGCCCCUCCAGACAGCUGUGUGGGGGCAACCAGGCGGCCACAGAGAGAAUGAUCCAGUUUGGCCGCGAGCUGCAGACCCUCAGCGAGCAGCUGUGCCGGGAGUAUGGCAAGAACGCCACCCACAAAAAGAUGCUGCAGGAUGCCUUCAGUCUUCUUGCAUACUCAGACCCGUGGCACUGCCCUGUGGGUCAGCAGCUUGACCCCACACAGAGAGAGACCAUCUGCUCUUCACUCAACAGCGCCAUCCUGGAGUCGCAGAACCUCCCCAAGCAGCCUCCGCUGAUGCUGGCCCUGGGCCAGGCCACCGAGUGCGUGCAGCUCAUGGCCAGAGUCCGCUCCGGAUCCUGCUCAUUCGCCAGAGUGGACAACUUUUUGCACUAGCACCCCGUCGAGGCAAUGUUCAGGACCGCUAAGAAGAGGACCUUUCCAGUUGGUUGCCAUGGGGACAGCACGCGUUUUGAAUUGGUGUGUGGCUUGCCGUUUGCCAGAGGCAGGUGGGCAGAGGAAUGCGCAGAGCAGGAGAAGAGAGGCUUCUUUUUAAUUUAGUAUUAUCAAAUACAAAACAAAUGUGUGACACUAUUUAAAGAUAAUUAUUAUUCUGUUUAUCUAGUCAUUUUUUAGUUUAUAUUUUGUCAGUUGGUUGUGCUCACCUUGGAAACCAAUCUAAUUCCGUUUUUCUUUUCUUUUUUCUUCUUUUUUUUAAGGGGUGGAUUCCCCACAUAGUAUUUUUAAAUGUAUUCCAUAUCAAGGAUCUCCAUAGCAACAUUGUGACGACUAAGUGAUAUAGUCCGGUUUCUCUCACUCAGGACUCAGGUAUUCAGACUCAUUACGGCAUUGGGGUAUUGCACAGAGGUUUAUCUAGCAGUAAGAAAAAAGACUCUCAGCAAGUCCAUGCUUAAGUGAUUUGAAGAACAAGAGAAAUUAUUUGCAAGUCCUCAGUAGCCUAAUGGGCAUUUAGUGGGGUAGCCCAAACUAGUGAGGGGUGCUAUUCAUAAACUGAUAUGAGUGAGUGAGUGAGUGAGAGAGUGAGUGCGAGAGAGAGCGAGAGAGAGAGAGCAAGGGUAAGAUUAUGCACUGCUCCCCCUUUCCUCUUAAGGAAGCAUUUUAGGCACCAACUAUUACAAGCCACUGUCAGAAGGUGGCGCCAACAACUUAAGUGUGAAUCAGAUUUACGUGAAGGAUAUUUUUUAUUUCAGGGGGUGAUGACCUCAGAAUUAUAGAUAGCUUGUCUUUGAUUUAUGAAAAUGGGAGGUCAUCAUUAUACGCUGAAGUACAGAGAUUAAUCUAAAAUCAAUUAUUUCAGGCUAUGUGGAAAACCCUAGUGGUGUUUGUGUGCUAAUAUUAAAAGAUUGAAAAAGAUUACCAGGCUAAUAGUUGGCUCACUCUUUUGACAUAAUGACUAUUAUGGUAGUGCACUGACCUGUUAUGAACAACUCAACCAUGAUAGCCCUACUUAUAGCUUCUUCGGAGAUGAUAAGGCCAUGGCAGUACUGACAGAGCUGUAAUGGAGGUAGAGCCUUGUGGUAGGAGUCACCCAAUGAUGAAAUGUCCCUUGUGAUUGGACAAUGGUGCUCUUUGCAGAAAGCUCAUUCUGCAUUCCUAUCAGUUUUUGACAUUUUGUGGGUUAUUAAGACUUUCAGUAUUCAAAUGUUUGGAUUGUUUGAGUUACCUCCCUGGAUUCAACUACAUCCACACAAGUAAGGCUCUGUGUAAAUGCAAUUCAUCAAGAAAUAAAUCAUAAAUUCAUAUCUAUGCUGACAUGCCAAGCUUUUCCCCAGAUAGCAGAUGUCACCAACAGAUCUGGCUCUGAUCCGGCACACACCGGAUCAGUUCCGGCUCUGUUUCGACACGCACCAGUCCCGGUCUGGCUAUUCCCCGGGUUUCAGAUCAGAGCCGGAGCUACACUAGUCAGCUGUUAUCCGGGUUUACUUCCCCCCACUCCCUUGGGCCUUUAUGAGCUCUAUUACUACCAUGGCAAUGUAAACACUGACUCGGUCACGCUGGGAUACGUGGCUACAACCUCAUCCAUUGUUAGCUUUCAUGAUGUAUGCAGCAUCCACUGUUUUUUUUUUCUUUUUUUUUUUUUUUCUCUCUCUCUCUCUCUCUGUCUCGCUCUUUCUCGUUCCCUCUUCUUAUUAACUGACUGUCUUUUUGCACACAGAACAGAAAAGAAAAUCUUAAUCGAUGUAUUAACCCAGUAUUUCACCCAGCCAGCAGGAGGUGCUCCACUGUGUUGAAUGUAGCUUAGCUGGUCAUUUCUGUUCUAUUAGUUCCUGUUCUUGUUUUAUUUCAAGUUCGCUGCUGGCCUCCUUGAGAUUGUUUGUUUGUUUGUUACACCACACACCGACAUAGACACACAGACAUGUACACACCUGCUCCGACAUAGCAUUGAUGUUACACCUAUAUUUCAGUUAUACCUCACGUUUGUUGGCAACCAUGUAUUGCUUGUUUGUACCACAUAGAUCAUAAGAUUAGGGGAUUAUAAUACAGGGAGGUGGGAGCGGGCCUCAUCCACAGUACUAUGUGUUAGGUUUGGGUUCACACCUCUUAGGAUAAUGUGUCCUUCAGAUAGUUUUCAGAUACUUCUCUAGAGAGAGAAAUGAAAAGAGACCCUACAAACACUGCAUCUUAGAUCAUUCCCCAUAUCCACUUAAUACAUCGAAAUCAUUUAAUAACAGGAGCUGAAAGCCAAAAAAAAUACAUUUUGGUAUGUCUUCGAAAGGUAUACUCUCAAGUCUGCGAAUCCCCUUUCUCCUUUUGUGAUGAUGUCUGAUGUUCUGAGGCAUUUCUUUUCUUUUUUCUUCAUUUAAAAAAACAAAACAAAACAAAAUAACAUCCUCAGUAAUCCAUCGUUCAGUUAAGAUGACGUAUGAAUCAAGUUUAGCUCCAGUUAGAUGACUUGAUGGAAAUCAUUCGGUGGUGUCUUCCUAUUGCAUGGAGUAUCAUGUGUACCUGCUAACACAGCCAUACAUGUUUGAUAUUGAAACAUGAGAGAAAACAAGAGGCCAGCUACAGUGUAGGCAACAGGUCGACACCUCACUCACCUGUAAGUAGAGCGAUUUGUCUCGGGAUCGCUUUUUCAUGGCAAAUGUAUUUCACCCAAAAUGUAUAUUGCCAUCUUGGAAACAAAAAUCUGUAUUAGAAAUGUAAUAUUGACUUCAAGUGCAGAUAGGGACCUUUUGUGAGGAAAAAAGGAGAAUCUUUUCAGACCUUUCUUUGAACCAAUGUGUUAAUUUUUUCAUUUGUCUUCUGGAGCCUUGCUUGCCUCAGAGGACAAGAAGCAGGACACAUGGAAUUAAACUGAAUAAAACAAGCUGUGCACAAUUUACUUCUGUUAUGAUUUUAAAUUUAUUUUGAGUUUUCAGUUUAGCAAUUGUGAAAUGAGUUACCCUCUACUUAGCAUGAACCUUUUUAAAACCUUUAAAACAUCAUAAAAAAAAAGAAAAAUGAUUUAAAAAACAUACCUAUGUACUGGAAACAUGAUAAAGAAAUAUUGUACUCGUUUAAUUUUGACAGAAUUAUUUUUAUUAAAAUACACAUCCAUGAGCAUA
Messenger RNA from Clupea harengus (Atlantic herring), 5133 nucleotides. RefSeq names its product RAN binding protein 10 (gene ranbp10). NCBI's taxonomy places the organism in Eukaryota, Metazoa, Chordata, Actinopteri, Clupeiformes, Clupeidae. Gene Ontology annotation, molecular function: protein binding. The record is from RefSeq and is a predicted model, not a curated record.